Molecule: messenger RNA, 912 nt
Organism: Fusarium pseudograminearum CS3096
Lineage: Eukaryota; Fungi; Ascomycota; Sordariomycetes; Hypocreales; Nectriaceae
Exons: 1
Coding region: 1-912 (303 amino acids)
Molecular function (GO): protein binding
Source: RefSeq, a predicted model, not a curated record
AUGGAUAUGACAAUUCAAGACGACAUCUUUGACAAACUUCCAGCCGAGUUAAAUAUCCAGGUAUUCUCUUACCUAUCCCCUGGAGACCUCUCGUCCGCCGUCCAUGCCUCUCCGUCUCUAGCAAGAGUCUAUCUAUGGAACCGCGAUCCAAUUCUGAGUCCUCGUUUACCAAACUUCUUCCUUCGCUUUGGUCAGAUCGACGCGGUUCCUAUGAUUGAGUUUCUUUCAGAGCUUCGAUCGAUCCGGGACCGACACACGACAAUAGCCGAUAUCGAGAAGCACAUUGAGCCUGUUCUCGACGCCAUGCUCAGACUCGACAUAUACAGGAGGCCAGAAAGAUGGAGACUGGGUUUGUCGACACUCGUCAAAGCAGACAUCCUGAUACCCGAAAUGCAGGAGUCAUUUAUGGAUCACUGCAGAACAGCGGGAGACACACCGCUGGAAUCGGAGAACCAGUGGUUGUCCUUUGACCAGAUGCCUUCAAAGUUGAUCUGGUUGUUUGCAAAAAUCUACUUGGCGUUUGAAUGUCACUGCAGCAUAUUCAACCACUCCGACGGUGUCAUGCUGCAAUCAAGAAGCAACAACGCUGAUGCCCUUUUCUUGCGCGACAUUCGUGAUGUGACAGAGCUUCAUGGAACUGUCUUUGAACAGUUCUGUCAACAUUGUUGCCUUUACCGGAGGCAUGAAUAUCUCUACGAGGAGGCACUCGAUUGCUUGGAUGCUGAGCAGAGUCCCUUGAUAGAUGGCUCAAUCUCCAUCUCCAUGCACGAUACGGUAUUAAGAAAUAUGGCUAUCCAAGGAUAUCGUUACCACGUUUACAUGGAGGAUCUUGUCGAGAAGCAUGCAGACAUAGAAAGAUACAUAUGGGAGGUAGCCAGAAUGGCGAAGCGGGUUGCCCCUCAUCUAUUCUAA